GUUUACAGGUGAUUGCCGUUGGACGACUUCCAUACUUCCAGCUCUACCGGGCGGCAGAGCAGAGGGAGCGGGGUGCAGCUCCACCGCAGCGCGGCUCAUGUCUGCUCUACACACCGGGACACGCACACACGCUUCUCGGUAACAACUUCAACAAGUCUGAACAAGAGCAGACUCCUGCUCAUGAUGACGUGAAGGACCUCGGUCUCAGCUGGGUUGAUCAAAGCCUGUGUGUGUGUGUGUGUGUGUGUUCGUGUCUUGACAUUUGCUCCACCUCCUCCGCCCUGAGCUGAAGUUGAGUCGCGGUGAGUCAGUUUCUCAAGAGGAAGCAGACGGGAGGUGGGCUACAGUCAGAGAGAGGAGAAACACAGAGAAGAGUGACGAUGGCUGACAACAAGAUGGGCCCAAACCUGCAGGCUGGAGCCGGAUUCCUCGCCAAGCGGGUCCAGAAGUCCCUGAAUCGAGCUCAGGAGAAGGUCCUUCAGAAACUGGGCAAAACCAUGGAGACCAAGGACGAGCAGUUUGAGCUUUGCUUCCAGAACCUCAACAAACAACAGAUGGAUGGAGGCAGGUUGUUUAAAGAUGUCAAAGCUUACUACACGGCAGUGAAAGCUGUGCACGAGACGUCGAAGCGGCUGUCCCAGACGUUGCGAGACAUCUACGAGUCGGACUGGAACGGGGCGGAGGACCUUGCCGUCAUUACAGAGAGUGAAGAUUUGCUGUGGAACGACUAUGAAGAGAAAAUGAGCGACCAGAUUGUCCGAACAAUGGAGAACUACACGAGCCAGUUCCCUGAGGUCAAGGAACGAGUCGCUAAACGCGGUCGCAAGCUGGUGGACUACGACUCGGCACGUCACCACCUGGAGGCGCUGCACAGUGCCAAGAAAAAGGAUGACGCCAAAAUCGCAAAGGCAGAAGAGGAGUUUAACAAAGCCCAGAAUGUCUUUGAAGAAAUAAAUAAAGAGCUGAGAGAGGAGCUGCCUGUUCUCUAUCAGAGCCGUAUAGGUUGCUACGUGACCGUGUUCCAAAACGUAUCAAACCUGAGAGAUGUCUUCUACAAGGAAAUGAGUGUGCUUAACCGGGAGCUCUACAAUGUGAUGAAGAAACUGGAGACUCAACACUCUGGGAAAGCUUUCAUCAUCAAGGGUCUGAACAGUAGCACGUCAACCAAGUCAAAGAAGAGGAAGUCGCUGGUUAUCUCCAACCCCAUCCCCUGCAAUACUGCGUUCCCAGCUGACCAUGUCUCCAUCCACGCCUCCACCCAAAACGGUAAAGACGCUGCACCUUCUUCCCCUGUCCAGCGAACUCAAAGCAUCUCUGAAGAAACCAACCCACCGGAGGAGAGCAGCGUCUCAUCCAAAGAUGUCAACUCGUCAGAUUCGGAUCUCAGCUCCAGCGGCACCAACACGCCCAAGAGGCAGUCGGUGUGUGACAAUGAGAACAGCGACAGGAGCACAGGCGGUCAAAGUCCAGAGGACGCAGAGGAGGAGGAGGCGGCGGCGGCGGUGGCUGAAGAUGAUGCUGAAGUUGAUGCUGCGGCUGAAGCUGAUGCUGAAGUUGAUGUUGAUGCUGAAGCUGAAGCUGAAGCUGAAGCAGAGCUUGCUACAAACCAGUCGGAUGACUCCGGGGUGGGAGUUGCAAAGUCAGAGGCAGCAAGUCAGGAAGCGUCCAGUCCCUCUGACUCUGCAGAGAGCGAUGCCCCACAGAGUGCGGAGCAGGAGGCUGUGAGUGAUCCUACAUCAGAGGAGGCCGAGCCCAAACCUGCACCAGUUCCUGCUCCUCGCCUGUCCUUCCACUCCACAGACGCUUCCCCCCUCCUCCCUGCUGAGGAGCAGGAGGAGACAAAAGAAGCGCCAGUCAACCAGGAGACAGCUGAAUCAGGAGAUGACUCCAGUUCCCACAGUCCACCUGGCUUCCUAUACAAGGGGGUGGCGCUGGAGAGUCAUGCAGCGUCUGAAGACGGCCUGCUGCAGUUUGAGCAGGGAGAUGUCAUCCUGGUGCUUGCUGACACUCGAGAGCAGGACGGCCUGGUGAAGGGGAUCAGGGAGGAGAGCUGGAACCAGCACAUGGAUCUAGAAAAGCACUCUGGGAUCUUCUCGGAAAAACUCAUCCAGCCUGUCGAGGUGGAGUGAGGCAAUAGUCACUCCUCAAAGUUUCUUCCUCCUCUGAACAGUUAUGAUGAGUCACACACACACACACACACACACACACACACACACACACACACACACACACACCCACCCACUCACAGAGGGAGUGAACCCAUAUGUUUUGGGUGCAGAAACUGAACAAACAGAUGAGCACAAGUCCCACGUGGUUACUCACAUGCUAUGAUGUAGCCUGUGGAACAACAGUGACUGAGCUGCAGAACAUUUUGUAAGAGAUGUUUGGAAAAGUUACAGUAUUUUGCUCUUUUUGUAUUUUCAAUGUCUUUCUAUACAACACUGUGAAACAAAAAACUUUUUAUAAUGAUGCUUUAAUCUUUGUAAAACUUGCCAAUAAAGUUCUAAGUAAAAGAGAA
Seriola aureovittata is the source of this 2518-nucleotide messenger RNA. RefSeq names its product bridging integrator 2b (gene bin2b). Gene Ontology annotation, molecular function: protein binding; phospholipid binding. Gene Ontology annotation, biological process: podosome assembly; phagocytosis, engulfment; plasma membrane tubulation. The record is from RefSeq and is a predicted model, not a curated record. The transcript is spliced from 12 exons. The coding region runs from base 381 to 2129 and encodes 582 amino acids. NCBI's taxonomy places the organism in Eukaryota, Metazoa, Chordata, Actinopteri, Carangiformes, Carangidae. Gene Ontology annotation, cellular component: plasma membrane; phagocytic cup; cytoplasm.